Messenger RNA from Fusarium redolens, 569 nucleotides. RefSeq lists its product as uncharacterized. NCBI's taxonomy places the organism in Eukaryota, Fungi, Ascomycota, Sordariomycetes, Hypocreales, Nectriaceae. The coding region runs from base 191 to 514 and encodes 107 amino acids. The record is from RefSeq and is a predicted model, not a curated record. The transcript has a single exon.
CGAGCAUGAUCGCUGUCAGAUCCAGCCUGUGCAGAAGGAGCUUGCGCUUGUGCGUGGCUUCCAGCAGCUGGUGCCUCUAAUACCAGGCUUAUUAUGAACUGUACCCUAUGGUCUCUUGGCGGAUCGCAUCGGCCGGAGACGAGUGCUGAUUUUCAGUGGCACCGGCAUUUUUGCUUCACUUGCUUGGGUCAUGGCUAUAUGCUACUGGCAAUUCGCUCCAAUCCGCUGGGUUCUGUUCUCAGGUUUCUUCGGCCCUGUUAUCAGCGCCCCAUUGAUGGAGAAAGGACAUUUUUGGACCCUGUUGGUACUGGCUGAGAUCGUCAUCUUUUCUGCCACUUUCAUUCUGCCAUUGUUCAUCCCAGAAACACUGCACUUCCGAAACAGGGACUGGCUCGGUCGAGGAUCGCCCUUCGGAGAGGGACAGGGGGGGCGGGUGCAGGAGUGCUGGGGGGUAGUAGCCCCAUGGCAGCCAGGUGGGCUCUUUCGGAGGCGUUCAUGGUGGUAUUAUCAAUAGACUAUCGAUAAAGAGAUAACUAUAAUUAUCAAAUAAUUAAUUCGAUAAUGAAAAC